GCGCACGUGCAGACGUGGAGAGCAGAGUGUGUUGUACGAGUGAGCGCAGCCUCCACCUUGUUACGGUGGAGCUUGUCAUAUGUGGAGAACCUGAGGGAGACCAACAUCUGGCUCAAAGUAUGCGUGCAUGUGUGCGCGUGUGUGAGGGGAAAACUCCGGCGCACGAGACUCUCUGAGGGAACUUUUAUGGAAAAGGAAACUUUCUGAAGAAUACUGUGAGUGAGUGGGUCCGUAAAGACCGAUCUGAGCUGAAGCAUGGACAGUGAAGUGGAAGCGACGAACAUGAACCUUGACAGUCCUCUGAGUCCGAGGCACCUGACCGGCUUGGGGAUGAACUCUCCCCUCGGCCCAAAGUUCCAACCCUGCGGGCCCGGCCUCGCCAGUCCUCAGGAGUUCAACCAGUGGCUGCCUUAUCGCCAUGACGCCAGCCUGCUCCCCAUGAAAGAAGAUCUGGCUUCCUGGAUCAACACCAUCAUGGGUGUGGACGUCACCGCAGAUACUCUGAUGGAAAGCUUGGACAACGGCGUCGUACUCUGUCAGCUCGCACAGCUGCUCCAGGACAAGAUGAUGCACACAAACAACGGCAAGCCUUUAGUAAGAAGAGUGAUCCACUGGCGAGCUGAUGCGUCUUCACGUUCAUUCUUUGCCCGAGACAACACCGCCAACUUCCUCUACUGGUGUCGAAAGAUUGGCGUUGAUGAGGCUUACCUUUUUGAGUCUGAGGAUUUGGUCCUCCACAAGCAGCCUCGAGAGGUGUGCCUGUGCCUGAUGGAGCUCGGAAGGAUUGCAGCCAGGUACGGCAUGGAGCCUCCAGGGCUGGUGAAGUUGGAGAGGGAGAUCGAGAGGGAGGAGGCGGGGUGCUCAUCUCCAUCAUCCCCUCCGCACGUCUCCUUUUUUCCGCCAAUAUCAUUGUAUUCACCCUCACAAUCACCCCUACCCCCUCCUCCCCCUACUCCUCCUCCUCCUCUCCCACCUGCGCCCCUCACUCCAAGCACAACCCGUCUGUUUGAACCCCUCGCUGCCUCCAUUGCCUCUGAUCUUCCAUCAGCCACAACACCUACGUGCUCAUCCCCUCCCCAGUCCUCCCUCACAGCCUCUACCCCCUGCACCACCACAGCCUCAACACAAACACCUUUGUUCUCCUCACCCUGCACCACUGACACACCAGCUUCAGUCCUCUUGUCCGCUCCCAAGGCCUCCUUUACCGCGGUAAACAGCCGCACUCCCGCUGCUGCACCACCCGUCACUUCCCCACCUGCAGCAGCGGCCCGUUCCUCCGGCAGACCCACGAGCCGGAGGAGCACAGGCACCAACAAUAUUUUGGAAGACUUUGUGAGAAACAUCAUUGAAAACCCCCCUUGCAGCUGUCCCACCAGCUUCCUUGUUGAGAAGCAACCUAAAGGCUGCUAUCGUGUUGGGGAGAAAGUUCUGUACAUACGGAUGCUGAACGAGCGUCAUGUGAUGGUACGUGUAGGCGGCGGCUGGGAGACCUUCACAAGUUACCUGCAGAAGCAUGACCCCUGCAGAGGAGGAGGUCAGGGCAGCAGAUCUGAGGGCAAGGUCUGCAGGGACAAAGAGAAGCCGCUCAGUUUGGGCAUCUCGCCUGACAGCUACAUGGUGGUUGGUGCCCAUUACCGGAGCAAGAGGUAGACGCUCAAACUGCUGGCUGGUGCUUCAGGCUCUGAGCUCUAAGGUCAAGGAUUUCACUUUUUCUAUUCAAAAUCUGAAAGGAGCUGGUUUGUCAGUGGUUGUUAUUUCUAUGAGUUGUCCAAAGAAGUGUAACAACUUGGCAUCAUUUUUUAUUUUGUUCCAACAGACGUUUAUAGCACUGGAAAUUAAACCCAAGUUGGUUUCUGUGAGAAAACAAUAAACGCCUUUGACAAGGCAGAAAAUGUUGAACAUCCUAAAUCACAGUUCAUAACAUGUUUUAUAAUUAUAUGUAUCAUAACUUGUCAUAUAUUUAAUAAUGUACACUUUAUAUAGAUAUUUUUUACAUGUAUUAUUCCUCAUUUGGUUUUACCUGUAGCAAAUGUCAUGUCAGCCUUUAAAAGGCACAAACACAAAACAUCGAGUCCUCCCUCUAGAUGGCACCAUGUCCUCAGCGACAAAAGCCCAAGCGUUGCCUCCAUUUCUCUCUGAAGGAGGCUGCUGGCUGCUGGUCGGCUCCUGUUGCCUCUCCGGCACAUUCGUUUUUUACUUGGACUGAAAAUAUGCUUUCAGUUUUAUAAAUGAGCUCAUGGCCAAAGAUAGCACAAGAAUCAUUGCUGCCUCAUCAGUACCAUUUUGAGUCACAUCCUUUUAAGAUAAAUGUGGUCAAAAAAGGGUUUUGAAGAAAAAAGAUUAAUGGGAAAGAUUCACAAACAAGUGUGUAACAGCAAACCUGUCGAUUCCAAACACAGAAAGGCAAAACACGCUAGUAAUUAGAUGUUUUAUUUCAGUAAAAUAAAUCAAUUAAAAAUGGACACAAGUUUUGAUAUAUUGAAAGAAACUAACUGUAAUGAGAUCAUGCAAGACUGUAAUGUCUCUUUAGUCCCCACGUAACAUCUGCAGUGGAUCGAACCAGUAUAAAUGACUUGUAGAAAAUAAUAGCUGUGCUACUGAAACAAGUGCCACUCUAAACGAUGGCGUUUUCACAGAGCAUCUCUCGUUGCACAGAGUACAUCUGUACAAGUACACUAAGUUCUUCAGGAAGUUGCCACUUUGGAGGGAUUUUACAACAAUUUCAAAUACAUUGUUACACUGUGUUGACCCCGUUUGUUCCCUAAAGCACACACUUGUUAAUGUUUUGUCAGUCCUGCUACUGUGUGCUACUGUUCUUCUGUGUCUAAAGUUAAUCCGAUCCAAAGACAAACGCUUUGUUUUAAAAUACAGACAUUGUUAGUUUGUUAAUGUUACUUUUUUUAAAUGUAUUAUUAGAGAUACGGGGCGUAAAUAUAUGCUUUCAUUUCAAUUUUUGCUUGUAAUACUUUUUGACAAAGUCCUGCACAUGUGCAGUGGUGGCACAUCCGUACUGGAAAAUUUAAAUUUCCAACUCUAACACAAACAAACUUUGUGCGCAAUUGUGCUUCAUUCCUAACAACACAUUAUAAUUGCACCAUGUACUUAUAUAUUACGGUUUACUGUGUACAGUAAUACUUAUAUUACUGCACAUUAGUUGGGGUGUUAACUUAUAACUUUAUAAAACCAAAACACCAAACAGCAUCGCAUUCUGUGAGGACGUCAGGGAAUUUACUGACUCAGUUGUUAGUGUAAUGACAUUUUCAUAUUUAUGGUCUGUCCUUCUGGUUCUGGCAUAAAUAUUUUCACAAUAAGAGCUUAGACCGACUGACCCUACACUGUUUGUAAAAGACACAACAGAGUGCUUAUUACAUGCUCUAAUCAUCCUCUGCGCCCACAUUCGACCUUGCAAACAUAUAAUGUAGAACUCCACCCGCCAGGACUUCAAGUUUGCGGACUUUUAUGAGACCCAGCAAAGUGCAAAGAUUCAAAAAGACACUGAAGUUACAGUUUUCACACAUGCCUCAGUAAAGUUCCUCAACUUCUGGAAAGUGGUAGCCUCUUGAGGAGGUCCAUGGUGAUGGUGAAAGGACUGAACAUCACGCACAGUGUCGUCAACACACAUUAUAACACCUUUUUUUCUAAGAAAGUUAAUUGACAUGGCUGAUAGAACAUCUCAUGACUCCCCCAGCAAUUUAUAAAAACGUCAUCACACAUGGCUGUAAUAUUCUUGUUUUAUGAAGUGACCUUGAACAUUUUAAUAUGAAUGAUUGCUAAUGACUACGAAGGAGGGAGAGGGGGUACAGUAAGAGAAAACGGGCUGCUUGGAGUUAUUAUCACCAGCCAGUGUCACAGAGAGGAUCGUUUAUACAUUUUUCACUGAAUAAACUGUAGUCCUAUCUGCUACACUCCUUUUUUUUUUAAACCUUUCCCGUGGCUCCAUCCCACAUUCUACGUAUUCAAGUUAGUACAAAAAAACUGGCGCAUUCAACUGAAUUGUACGUACAACACACAAUUCAAAGUAUGUACCACAUACACUAAAAUCCAACUGUUAAAUUUGAAAUGGCAUUUCCAAUUUUGAUUGUCUUAAAUGUUGUUCAUUAACACAACACUUUAAAACUUUUUAUUAUGAAUACUUGUGAUUAUACUUCAUUUUUUCAAUUUUCAAUGUGUGCACCUCAAAAAUAAAAUGUAACGUGGCCACAGAGCAUCACUGCAGUCCUUUCCAAAUUACUAUCUAUGUGCUUUUCUUUAUUUGUAACGCAACCAUUAAUUCAGAAUAGUAUGCAUACUUUAUAAUAUACAUUUUACCACAGUGUAAAUUAUUACACAAUGAAUAUGUAUUUUACUGCUCAAGACAAGUGUUUUGGAAAAACAAAUUUGGAAUGCCGUCAUCAAUCUUAAAGUUAAAAACAUCAAUCGUGUGUUUAUUCCAUCCAUUUGUUUGCUCCCUCAUUGCAUUGAGGGAACAAUAAUGUCCAUCACAUAUAUGAUUUUAUAUAUUCUGCUUGUCACAUUGUCUCAGUUACUUAGUCAGACUUUAGCAUAACAGGAUGACACUUGGGCCCUGCACUAAUAUGUGAUGUCACUAUGUUAUUGUACUUGGUGCAGAUAAUGGUUUGGAAUGCAGCUUGUGCUUUUGUUUUUAUCACCGAAGUUGCAUUUUGUUCCCCCUUGUAUUACACAAAAAGCCGGACCAAUAUUGAGGGUAAACAAUGGAGGAAUCAGACGCUCCCUCCGCAGUUUGGUUUCAUGUUUUGCUCUUGUCAGCAAACAACCGAGUAGCAUCCGCAAAACACCUUCACGUUGCUGAAUCCAAUAAUGCGUUCGUGCUGCUGGCAGCACCCUGUAACUCCUACUGCUCUCCUUACUGUCAGGCCUCAUCACCUCUCCACAAACAGAACGCUAACUUUGUUAUUCAAAAUCUAAUUUACACAAACAAUGAUCUGGAUCUACAUAGAGAUGCUUUGUACAUAUAGAAUCUUUAAAGAAGCAUCCAACUAUUUUCUUUUCAAUGCAGAUGUUUCUUAAGUGUAGUUUAUCUUACUGACCACGCUGCUUAAUCCAUUUUGUGCUCUGCAGAGGCUCGAGACGUUGCCCCCCGGGCUCAUGUUGGAUAUCAGUUAGUGUGCCACACUAAAGAUAAGCAAUGGGCAGUCAACAGCAGUAUUUUUCUUUUUUUUUUUUCAUUACGAACG
Molecule: messenger RNA, 5195 nt
Organism: Gasterosteus aculeatus aculeatus (three-spined stickleback)
Lineage: Eukaryota; Metazoa; Chordata; Actinopteri; Perciformes; Gasterosteidae
Gene: gas2b
Product: growth arrest-specific 2b
Biological process (GO): actin crosslink formation
Cellular component (GO): actin filament
Molecular function (GO): cytoskeletal adaptor activity; microtubule binding; actin filament binding
Source: RefSeq, a predicted model, not a curated record